This is a messenger RNA of Trichosurus vulpecula (common brushtail), 1290 nucleotides long. It is a transcript of the gene SLC25A41, whose product is annotated as solute carrier family 25 member 41. The coding region runs from base 307 to 1290 and encodes 327 amino acids. The record is from RefSeq and is a predicted model, not a curated record. Gene Ontology annotation, biological process: transmembrane transport. NCBI's taxonomy places the organism in Eukaryota, Metazoa, Chordata, Mammalia, Diprotodontia, Phalangeridae. Gene Ontology annotation, molecular function: ATP transmembrane transporter activity. The transcript is spliced from 7 exons.
AAAAAUAAUAGUGAAGUUGGACUGACUUUUUUUCUAAGAGUCUUCCCACCUCAAACACUCUGUAGGUCUGUAACUUUGGGAAAUUUCACUCCCCCAAGUUUGAUGUCAUACCAGUCCCCAGGGUAGCAGUACCUGAUGACUUCAUCAAUGAGUCUGUGACAUCAUGCCUCCUCCCCAGGGAAAGGGCCAAGGUUCCUGGGGGUCCCUCAUUUCCUGUGCUUCAGAGUAGCCAAACGGCAGCAAACUAAAGCCUUGGAAGGAAACCUACUGUCCCAAUCCUCUCCUCCCCCUCCUCUCCCCGACAUCAUGGACUCCCAUGACAGGACUCCUAACUCUUACAUCCAGAACUUUGGCUACCACCACCAGGAGAAACAGCAGGUGCUGGACACUGGUGAACAGCUGAUGGUCCCGGCAGAAGUGUUGCAGGAGACCAACAAAGCAGUCUGGUGGAAGUUCCUGGUCUCAGGGGCUGUGGCCGGUGCUGUGUCACGAACUGGGACAGCCCCGCUGGACAGGGCUAAAGUCUUCAUGCAGGUCUAUGCCUCCAAAACAAAUAUCAUGAAUUUGCUGGGGGGCAUGCGGAGCAUGAUCCAAGAAGGUGGAAUCAGCUCCCUGUGGCGGGGAAAUGGCGUCAAUGUGCUCAAGAUUGUCCCCGAGUAUGCCAUCAAGUUCUCCGUCUUUGAGCAGAGUAAGGCUUUGUUGUGCAGCCAGAAAACCCCACAACCCUUCCAGGAAAAAAUCCUGGCUAGCUCCCUGGCAGUGGCCAUCUCCCAAACACUCAUCAACCCCAUGGAGGUGCUGAAGACCCGGCUGAUGCUCCGGAGGACGGGCCAGUACAAAGGGCUGCUGGACUGUGCACACCAGAUCCUAAGGCACGAGGGAGCCCGAGCCUUCUAUCGGGGCUAUUUGCCCAACAUGCUGGGCAUUUUGCCCUAUGCCUGCACCGACUUGGCCAUCUAUGAGUCACUCAAAUGGGUCUGGGUCAACUUAGGGUUUGAGUCAAACAAUCCCAGUGGGACCGUUGGCCUGUUGUCCAUCACACUGUCCAGCACCUGUGGCCAGAUGGCCAGCUACCCCCUGACACUGGUGCGGACGAGGAUGCAGGCUCAAGACACUGUGAAGGGCUCAAAUCCCACCAUGCGAGGUGUCUUUGCGAAGAUCCUAGCCCAGCAGGGCAUGGCUGGUCUGUACCGGGGGGUGACUCCCACCCUCCUGAAGGUGCUGCCAGCAGUGGGCAUCAGCUAUAUGGUGUAUGAAGCCAUGAAGAAUGCUCUGGGGGUAGUUAAGUAG